Molecule: messenger RNA, 1161 nt
Organism: Nymphaea colorata (pocket water lily)
Lineage: Eukaryota; Viridiplantae; Streptophyta; Magnoliopsida; Nymphaeales; Nymphaeaceae
Product: probable glutathione peroxidase 4
Exons: 6
Coding region: 291-812 (173 amino acids)
Biological process (GO): response to oxidative stress
Molecular function (GO): glutathione peroxidase activity
Source: RefSeq, a predicted model, not a curated record
AUAUAUGACACCAUGAAAGGGUUUCAAGUGAACACGAGUGAUAGGGUUGGGACUUGAUACUAGCUUUUUACCACUAUCCAGCGGUAGGGUACCCGUAGUAGGAACGGAACGAUGGUUUUGUUUGACUUCUCGCUCACCGUGGCAAGGGGAACACGCCCAGGAAACGCUUCCAGUCAACUGAAAGAUGGUAAGACGCCUUUGAGUUUCCCAUUUUAAUGGCGCGGUCUGUCUGGAGAGAGAGAGAGAGAGAUUCUCAGUUGGCAUGAGCCUGUUGGGGAGCCACUUGGGAGAUGGGUAUUUCUCAAUCGUCUGAAGCUCCAAAGGCGCGUUCCGUUCAUGAAUUCGUUGUCAAGGAUAUACGUGGGAAGGAUUUGGAUCUGAGCAUUUACAAGGGGAAGGUCCUUUUGAUUGUUAAUAUCGCUUCUCGAUGUGGAUUCGGGCCCCGUAACUUCCUGCAACUGAAUCGAAUUUACGACAAUUUCAAGAACAAGGAUUUUGAGAUCUUGGCAUUUCCUUGCAAUCAGUUCUUAUGGCAAGCACCUGGUGCUAGUGAAAUGACAAAGGAGAUUGCUUGCACACGGUACAAGACUGAGUUUCCCAUCUUCCAAAAGGUGUAUGUGAAUGGGCCUAAAACAGCUCCUGUUUACCGGUUUCUGAAAGCUAGUAAGACUGGAUUUAUGGGAAAUAGAAUAAAGUGGAACUUUACCAAAUUUUUAGUUGGAAAAGAUGGACGUGUCAUUGCACGUUACAGUGCAACAAGCAAAGAAUCUUUUCUUGAGAGAGACAUUAUGAAGGCAUUGGAGGAGGCAUAAGGGAAUAAUCCGUGUACCUCCAUGAUAUGCUGUUCUGCUGAUUUCUUCUCAUCUGUUAGCUUGUAAGUUGUGACACUGUAAAUUGAUGAACAGCGUUUGUGUGGUUCCUUUUCAAGAUUGUAGCUGAACUGAAGUUCCACAAAAUGGUUAAGUUUUCAUUGUUUCAUGAUAAACGAAACAUUUGGCUGGAGUGUCUGUGGAAUAAAACAGGAGUGGAAGUGUUGUCUUAAUUGUCAAGGUGUGGAGAGAACUACUUUGGAAUAAUCAUAGCUAAAGUGCUGCAAAACUUUGGAAUAAUCAUAGCUAAAGUGCUGCAAUUAAUUAUGUAAUGACAGUCAGCUUUUAUUUU